Molecule: messenger RNA, 2306 nt
Organism: Girardinichthys multiradiatus
Lineage: Eukaryota; Metazoa; Chordata; Actinopteri; Cyprinodontiformes; Goodeidae
Gene: oit3
Product: oncoprotein induced transcript 3
Exons: 9
Coding region: 88-1719 (543 amino acids)
Molecular function (GO): calcium ion binding
Source: RefSeq, a predicted model, not a curated record
CAGAUAAGACGGAGCUAUUUAAAACAGACAUGAGAGGUAAACUUAUUUGAGCAUUGGGGAAGAGCUGGGAUCGUCUCUCUUCCAUCAAUGAAACAAUACACCAUGAUGCUCUUGAUUAUCAUCAAUCUUCUGCAGGAGGUUUUUGGACUUACAAGUACAGCUCUCGACCCCUGCUCUGCCUACAUCAGUUUGAAUGAACCCUGGAGGAACUCAGAUUUCCACGUCAACCAGUCAUCCAACUUGCCCUUGUGUGACAGCCACAUGUCUGGGGAGUGGUACCGCUUUACAGGCAUGGCUGGGGAUGCAAUGCCCACCUUCUGCAUCCCUGGGAACCACUGUGGCACCCACGCCCCCAUUUGGCUCAAUGGCAGCCACCCACAGCUCCAUGAGGGGAUUGUGACCCUGCCUGUCUGUGCCAGCUUCAACAACAACUGCUGCCAGUGGAACGCCAGCAUAGAUGUGAAGGCCUGUCCUGGAGGAUACUUUGUCUAUCGCCUGCCCAGGCCCUCUGUCUGCUUCCAUGUUUACUGUGGUCAUUUCUAUGAUAUCUGUGAUGAGAUUGACUGCACAGGUCCCAGAUGUCCAGAGCCAGAGUGCCGUUGUGCGCCUGGAACUGUCGUGGGACCAGACAGACAGACGUGCUUGGAUGUAAAUGAAUGCGAUAAGGAAAAUGGUGGCUGUGCAGAGGUGUGCGUGAACACUAAGGGCUCCAGGCGUUGUGAGUGUAGGCAGGGCCGCGUGCUGGAUGAGGAUGGACGCAACUGCAGAGAGAUUGCAGGCUGCCACAUCAACAAUGGAGGAUGCAGCCAUGACUGCUCCCAGAUGGUGGGCUCCUAUCAGUGCUAUUGUCCCCGAGGGCUGGAGCUGGGAGAAGAUAAAAGCACAUGCCAGGUGCCAGUCCAGUGUGAUCCCAGCUUGAUUACCGUGUCAGUUCCUAAAGACCUUGUUGGAGGACUGGAGCUUUCUCUGUCCAACUCGUCUUGCCGAGGAGUUUCCAAUGGCACCCACAUCAAUCUGAGCUUCAGCCUCAAGACCUGCGGCACGGUGGUGGAGGUGACAGAAAACAAGAUAGUUGGGACCAACCUGGUGACGGGCCUCCCCAGGAGCAGCCCCAGCAGCAGUAGAGACUUAAUAGUCCGGACCAGCAAAUUAUUGCUCCCAGUGACAUGUGAGUUCCCCAGGGAGUACCAGGUGUCGGACGGGUACCAGGCAACUCUGCGUGGCUCAGCCCUGGAGCUGGAAAGCCACAGUGAGGGGGUUUUCAGGUUCAACUUGGAGCUGUUCAAGAACGCUGAGUUUUCAGAGCCCUACCGCAGCCCACCUCAGCUCCACCUGCAUGACUCCCUGUUCUUUGGGGUGGAGCCAAAGGAGAGAGUGGAUGGCCUGUCUGUGCUGGUGGAGAGCUGUUAUGCUACUCCGGGGCCCAAAGCUGACCAGGCCUUGAAAUAUUACCUCAUCAAAGAUGGAUGCAUCUCAGACGAAACGGUGACACAGUGUUCAUCAAAGGACCAGCUCUCCAAGCAUUACCAGGUUCCUGUCUUCAAAUUCAUUGGCAAGGACAACCGACAAGUGUUCCUCCACUGCCGGGUGUUGGUGUGUGGGGAAGGAGACACCCGCUGCGCCCAGCACUGUCGUGGACGUGUGCGACGGGAGAUCUGGAUUAGGGACGAUCAGGAAAAGCAAACAUUGAACACGGGACCUAUCUACAUCCUGGAAUAGAUGGGAGUCAGCACAUAAAUUACACUUGCAAAUGAGGUGACCAUUUCAGUUUAUUUGGUGGAUAAAACUCCAAAUACAUGCAGACAUACAGUCCAUUGCACUGUCCCUUUAAAGUCCUACACACAUAAAUACGCAUACACACAAAACACAUAAUUUACUUAGCUUCAGUGUCUCACAGCUAUACUACUGACAUUAUAAUGAUUGACAAUCACAUUAUAAACCUGAUGGCUUGCCCACGGUAUGGCAGAAGCGUGUCACUUUUAAAGCAUUUUCUCUGGCUUGAUUGCAGCUUUGAGACUCAGAGUGGUUUAAAUUUCAUAACCUUAUUAACUUGGAAAACACUUGGAACUUCAGUAGAUGCAUUUUCACUCAUUUGCUGAGAUUAAUCAAAGCUUUGGGAGUAUCUCACACAUUACGGCGUCACAGCAAAGAGAUAUGAGUACAGCUUUUCAUGGUAAUAAUGCACAUGGUUCAUCACUCUGGAAGCUAAUCUAAAUGUAAUCUUGUCAUGUACACUCAAAUUAGUUGAAAAUGUAUUCAUGUGAAGUAAAAAUAACUUAAAAAUAAAGCAUUAACUGUUAUAGGCA